AGGGGGCGGGAUGAGCAGAGAAGCCAAGGUGCCCAACCGCCUCGGCAGCCCCUGCCUCCCUCCAGGGCUCCAACAGCAGGAGCAGGAGCACGAGCAGCAGCAGCAGAUACCGCAGCACGGGAGGCGCGCGGGAGCUGACGGGAAGGGGGCGGGGCCUCGAGGGGGGAGGGUACGGAGGGGAGGUUGGGCAAAUACCGGGGGCGGGAUCCAGGCUCUGCGGCAGCAACAGGGCGCGGUUGGCCUCGGGGAAACGACGGGGGAGGGGAGCACUGGCACCGCGGGAGCCACAACCUGUCUUGUUGCCCCUGGGCUGGAGCAGACGCGGGCCUCAGUUCCUCGAGCCGCCUCCCCUCCGCCCCCGCGGCCUAGAGGAGCCCCUCCCUGAAGCAUGUUUUUCACUUGUGGCCCAAAUGAGGCUAUGGUGGUCUCGGGUUUCUGCAGAAGCCCCCCUGUCAUGGUGGCAGGAGGCCGGGUCUUUGUCGUGCCCUGUAUCCAACAGAUCAGGAGAAUCUCUCUCAACACACUGACCCUCAACGUCAAGAGUGAGAAGGUCUAUACUCGUCAUGGGGUUCCCAUAUCAGUUACUGGCAUUGCCCAGGUGAAGAUCCAAGGCCAGAAUAAGGAGAUGUUGGCUGCUGCCUGUCAGAUGUUCCUAGGGAAGACUGAGGGUGAAAUUGCCCAUAUUGCACUGGAGACUUUGGAGGGCCACCAGAGGGCAAUCAUGGCCCACAUGACAGUAGAGGAGAUCUAUAAGGAUCGCCAGAAAUUUUCAGAGCAAGUAUUCAAAGUAGCUUCAUCUGACCUUGUCAACAUGGGCAUCAGUGUUGUUAGCUAUACUCUCAAGGAUAUUCAUGAUGACCAGGAUUAUUUGCACUCCCUGGGGAAGGCUCGAACAGCUCAGGUCCAGAAAGAUGCACGUAUUGGGGAAGCUGAGGCCAAAAGAGAUGCUGGGAUCCAGGAGGCGAAGGCAAAACAGCAGAAAGUGUCUGCUCAGUACGUGAGUGAGAUAGAGAUGGCCAAGGCCCAGAGGGACUAUGAGCUGAAGAAGGCUGUCUAUGACAUUGAGGUCAACACUCGACGUGCACAGGCCGACCUGGCCUACCAGCUGCAGGUAGCAAAGACAAAGCAGCAUAUAGAAGAGCAGCGGGUGCAAGUGCAGGUGAUAGAGCGGACCCAGCAGGUGGCAUUGCAAGAACAGGAAAUAACUCGUCGAGAGAAGGAGCUGGAAGCUCGAGUGAAGAAGCCCUCAGAGGCCGAGCGAUACCGCUUAGAAAGACUAGCUGAGGCAGAGAGGUCCCAGCUGAUUAUGCAAGCAGAGGCUGAAGCUGAGUCCAUUCGGAUCCGUGGGGAAGCAGAAGCAUAUGCUAUAGGGGUCCGGGCCCGGGCAGAGGCUGAGCAGAUGGCAAAGAAGGCAGAGGCCUUUCAGUUGUACCAGGAGGCUGCCCAACUGGACAUGUUGCUAGAGAAACUGCCCCAGGUGGCAGAGGAGAUCAGUGGUCCUCUGAGUUCUGCCAAAAAGAUCACACUGAUAUCUAGUGGGGGAGGUACACUGGGUGCUGCCAAAGUAACCGGGGAAGUAUUGGACAUCCUAAGCCACCUGCCAGAUUGUGUGGAGAAGCUCACAGGUGUCAGCAUUUCCCAGGUAAAUUAGAACAAGCCAGUUUUUGGAGCAACAACAAAAGGAGGGUAUGGAUUAAGUUCCUAUUCCCUCACGCACCAGUCAACACUUAUGUGAAAUUUUCCUGAACUGAGCCCUGGCUUCCUUGUUCUGCCCCAGUCGGAAUGGCCCUACUUCCUUCCACAUUGGGGUGGAAGGACCUUCCUGCUCAUUUGCCUGUGCCUUGUUGUGGGGUGCUGCUCCCUAUUCCUGACCCCACACUGGCAUAAGCUGUCCUUUCCCAAGCUGGUGACCACUUACCCCCAAUACACACUUAUUUAGCCAUCUAAUUAAAUGAUUGUCUGCCUGAGUUCUGGCCUUUUCCCCCCACUUUUUCUUUAAUGAAAAGCCUAGCAUAUAUUUAGUUUAGUUAUGGAAAGGAGAUAAAGGUGAACACAGGCUUCAUCAAAUCCCAGGAUACUUGGUUCUCCUUAGGCUGAGAAAUAGCUUUAGAAUGAAUGAGAAAUUCUAUUCCAGAAACUUGAGAAUGAAAAUAUAGAAGACUCUUAAAGAGAGGGACUGCUUGGAACUUUUAAGUGGCAUAAUGGAAAACCGUACCAUGGUGCCUCUUUCAAGAAAGAGACCUUGGUAUUGAUAUGGCAUUUUUAUCUUUGCUGAGUAGCCACUGAAAGUCUGCUUCUGGCAAACUGUUUCAAUGUUCUAUCAGAUUUGUCCCAUUCCCACUCCAAUUUAUAAUCCAACCUGAUUGUACAACUGCUGAUCUGAAGGGCAGUGAAAGGAAAACUCCCAAGUCCCACCCCAAACCUUGUAUCCCCACCUCCCAUCUCCUCACCACCAAGAAUCAAGCAGACAUUUGAGCUUUUGGA
Messenger RNA from Trichosurus vulpecula (common brushtail), 2484 nucleotides. It is a transcript of the gene FLOT1, whose product is annotated as flotillin 1. Gene Ontology annotation, cellular component: plasma membrane. The transcript is spliced from 13 exons. The record is from RefSeq and is a predicted model, not a curated record. Gene Ontology annotation, biological process: positive regulation of endocytosis; positive regulation of cell-cell adhesion mediated by cadherin; protein localization to plasma membrane. The coding region runs from base 389 to 1651 and encodes 420 amino acids. NCBI's taxonomy places the organism in Eukaryota, Metazoa, Chordata, Mammalia, Diprotodontia, Phalangeridae.